GAUGAUGAUGAUGAUGACUGUGUUGUAUUAUUUUACUGUUGGUGUCAGAAAUGUCCACAUUUAAAGAUUGUCUCCACGUCUCACCGCACCUGUCCAGUAUGCAUGUAUGAAUGUGUGAAUGUAUGAAUGUAUGAAUGUGUGAAUAGAUUAGUUGAUAUUUUGACAAACAUCAUGAAGUACUCAGGCAGGUUAACCCGCUCUGGUAGCAGGUCAUGUGACUGUUGUAAUGAAUGGAGACUUUCAGGCUGUUAAAUUCUUCUGUCUGUUUGUCUGAGUUGUAACUGAUUCACAAACAUCCGAAUCAUGAAUCAGCCUCAAACUCACAGGAACAGUGAAGCUGUCGGACGUCGCACGUCCUCUGUGCCAGCGAUGACGGCUGGUCCAUGAACGUGCAGCCGGAGGUCCGAGCCAUCGACGGUUACCCGGUGGUUCUGCCCUGCACUUUCAGCCACCCGCAGCACUCCCAGCAUUCCUCGCUGCAGGUGCUGUGGCGUCUGGGCCACGGUCAGGGCGCCGCCGUCCUGUUCCGCUGCACCAGCCGGACCGGGGCCCCCACCUGUGAGCCAGGGCCCCAGCAGGACCAGCGCUACCGGCUGGAGGGCAACCCACGAGAGCACGACCUGUCGCUGCGCAUCAACAGAGCCUCCCUACAGGACAGCGGGCGCUACUACUGCAGGGUGGAGGUUCAGGGCCGAGAGCACAUCAGCUUCGAGGACAAGAUGGGAACCAGACUGAGAGUGGAGGCUCCUCCGAAGAUCCUGGCUCUGUCAGUGGAGGGCAGUGAGCAGUCCGGGUACAGGGCUCUGUGCCGAGUUCAGGGCUCCCCGCUGCCGGACGUCCAGUGGCUCGGUCCGGACGACCUGCUGGAGGGUUCGUCGGUAGGCCCGCUGGCUCAGGGCACCACGGCUCACUACCACACCGUCAGCCAGCUGAGGGACGUGGAGCCGGGCCAGCAGUACACCUGCAGCGCCUCCAACCCGCUUGGCAAAGAGCAGGCCACCCUGUACGUCCUGCCCCCCCAGCCCCCGCCGUCACUGGCCGGGGCGUCGCCUCCUCUGCUGCUGCUCCUGUCGCUGUCUGUGGGGGCAAAGGUCAUCCUCCUGGUGGGGGUGGGGGUGUGGCUGGUGCAGGGAGGAGCUCUGCAGGGAGUCCGCUGCUGGUGGAAGUAACCUGUUCUCAACAUCUUAACAAUGUAAUGAAUUAACUCUCAUUAUAAUUUAAGUUUUACAGACUUUAUCAUCAUAAUCAGGUUCAUAUUUCAUCAUGUUUAUUUGUAAUCACAUGAGCAGGAAGCUGCUGAUAAACAUCCAAAAAAGUUCUGAUGAAAACAUGUAGUUGUUCUGUAUCAAAGAUAAGAACGAACACAUUCUCUCAAAUGGACGUAAUGGGAUGAAAUGUUUCAUAAGUCACAAAAUUAUGAUGAAAAGAAAUGUGUAACAUAGUAAAACAGGUUACGACUCCAGUUAAACCCCAGGAAAUAUUAAUUCAUGAUUAAUUUCCUGUUUGUAAAAAGGUUUCAUGGAUGAUUAGUGUCCGGUUUUCUCGCGUGACAUUAAAUAUUAAUCUCUUCA
Molecule: messenger RNA, 1571 nt
Organism: Scophthalmus maximus (turbot)
Lineage: Eukaryota; Metazoa; Chordata; Actinopteri; Pleuronectiformes; Scophthalmidae
Product: sialic acid-binding Ig-like lectin 15
Exons: 3
Coding region: 384-1169 (261 amino acids)
Biological process (GO): regulation of osteoclast development; regulation of bone resorption; regulation of actin cytoskeleton organization
Cellular component (GO): plasma membrane
Source: RefSeq, a predicted model, not a curated record